This is a messenger RNA of Centropristis striata (black sea bass), 7162 nucleotides long. Its product is annotated as growth/differentiation factor 11-like. Gene Ontology annotation, cellular component: extracellular region. The transcript has 6 exons. Gene Ontology annotation, biological process: SMAD protein signal transduction. NCBI's taxonomy places the organism in Eukaryota, Metazoa, Chordata, Actinopteri, Perciformes, Serranidae. Gene Ontology annotation, molecular function: growth factor activity; cytokine activity. Bases 1471 to 2640 code for a protein of 389 amino acids. The record is from RefSeq and is a predicted model, not a curated record.
UCCUUCGUGUGAGACUCAUGGGUGUUUUAGUUGUUUCCUGCUAACAUAGUUAUUGUUGAAUAUGACUUUUUAAAGUCACAUGUGUUGUCCGGUGCUGCAGUCCAGUGUGUCUCAGACUGUGGAUUCUAAUCUCUACUAUUAUUGCACAAGUGAGCAGGUGACAGGUGACAUUAAAUUAUAAUGAAUUAAGAUUCAAUCUAUAAUCUAUCUAUAAUAUCUCCAUUGGCUACCUGUUGCAGCCCAAAGCAUCAAAUUCAAAUCCUAAUGCUGGCCUACAAAGCUGUCUCCGGUUCUGCAGCCACCUACCUGAAUGCCCUGAUUGAGACAUACGCUACCUCACGACUGUUGAGCAGGGACCUGAAGACCUGAAGGCUCUUCAGAGAGGACCUUCUCUCUAGCACCACACGACAGCUCUACUCCUUCAAGAAUCCUCACUAGACCUAGUCUGCUAAAUGACUAAAUGUAAUAUAAUGUAAUGUAUAUAUUCUGAUCAAUAAAUGAAUCCAAUAAUAAUGAUGCCAUGUGUGAAAGGUACACUAUUUGGAUUUAUUAAGAUCUCAUUACUGGAUUAUAUGAACUGCUUAAAGUCUGAAAACCCAAAACACUAAUCCACCACUUUAAUGUCGAUCUGUGUUUCAGAUUUGCCUUCAGGUGUCCAGAAAGUGGUCAUACUCAAAAAGGAGUAACAGGAGCAGAGCUGCAGUCAGAACCAGGAGGACCCAGAGCCCCCACACAUUAAAGAGGAACAGGAGGAACCUUGGACCAGUCAGCAGGGAGAGCAGCUUCAAGGGCUGGAGGAGGCUGAUAUCACCAAGGUUACAUCCACUCCUGUCCCUGUGAAGAGUGAAGAAGAUGAAGAGAAACCUCAGUCUUCACAGCUUCAUCAAACACAAACUGAACAAUUGAAAACAGAAGCUGGUGGAGAGGACUGUGGAAAACCAGAACCAGACAGGAACCCUGAUCCAGAUCCACAUUUACAACCUGAUACUGAUGACGAGACAGGAGACUCUUCUGAACCUGAGACUGAUGACAGUGCUGAUUGGAAGGAGACCAGAGAACCUUGUGCUGAAAUCUUCCUGCAUUUUUAAUAUGGGAGCCAAUGGGGCUGUUGGUGCAUGUUGGUGGCGCAUCUGUGCGUCCCACACCCAAACUAUAAAACUGACAGCUUUACCAGAGGAUUCAUCAUUAUCACACUCUUGAUAAUCAUGCCGGACAAAGGCUCAGCAUCAGAAGGAUGGAUCCACAAUCAAAAAAGUUCAGCAGCUCCUGGAGCCUUGAUCACAGACUCAAAAAUGAAGCUUUGUUUCUGGGAAGCAAAUCUUGGUGCUGCAGACUCAAGAGUGGUUUAUACGAUGAGAUUUUGGAUAAGGCAAGGAUCUGCGCACAUCCGAGAGAGGGGAUAUAACGGGAUAAAGCAAGUGAAAAGACAAGAAAAAGAAAGAAAAAAGUUACUGCUGUCCACGCAUCGUCAUGUCGAGGUACAACUUCUUACUGUGCUUGAUGGUGCUCAUCUCCCUGGGACAGUCGGGGAGCGAUGAGCCCAAUCUGCUGCUGCCUUCUGCCAGCGAGACGCCCACGGAUGCCGGGCUGUCCCUGCUGGAUGAGGACGCCGGUUCUCACGAGUGCUCCGCCUGCGUGUGGAGGGAGCAGAGCAAAGUGCUGAGACUGGAGACCAUCAAGUCCCAGAUCCUGAGCAAGCUGCGCCUGAAACAGGCGCCCAACAUCAGCCGGGAGGUGGUUAAUCAGCUGCUGCCCAAAGCGCCUCCGCUCCAGCAGCUCCUGGACCAUCACGACUUCCAGGGAGACGCGUCGUCCCAGGAUGAGUUUAUGGAGGAGGAUGAGUACCACGCCACCACGGAGUCCGUGAUCACCAUGGCCUCUGAGCCGGAGCCCCUGGUGCAGGUGAACGGGAAGCCGAGCUGCUGCUUCUUCAAGUUCAGCCCGAAACUGAUGUUCACCAAGGUGCUGAAGGCCCAGCUGUGGGUGUACCUGCGACCGCUGCAGCAGACCUCCACCGUCUACCUUCAGAUCCUCCGGCUGAAGCCCGUCACAGAGCAGGGCAGCCGCCACAUCCGCAUCCGUUCCCUGAAGAUAGAGCUCAACUCCAGGGUCGGCCACUGGCAAAGCAUUGACUUUAAGCACGUGCUGCAGAACUGGUUCAAACAGCCCCACACCAACUGGGGAAUCGACAUCAACGCCUUUGACGAGAGCGGCAAUGACCUGGCAGUUACCUCGCUGCGACCCGGGGAGGAGGGGCUGCAGCCGUUCCUGGAAGUAAAAGUUCUCGAGACGACCAAACGCUCUCGGAGAAACCUCGGCCUGGACUGCGACGAGCACUCCACCGAGUCCCGCUGCUGUCGCUACCCUCUGACUGUGGAUUUCGAGGCGUUCGGCUGGGACUGGAUCAUUGCCCCCAAACGCUACAAAGCCAACUACUGCUCCGGCCAGUGCGAGUACAUGUUUAUGCAGAAAUACCCACACACCCACCUGGUGCAGCACGCCAACCCUCGAGGCUCCGCAGGGCCCUGCUGUACACCGACCAAGAUGUCCCCCAUUAAUAUGCUCUACUUCAAUGACAAGCAGCAGAUCAUUCACGGCAAAAUCCCAGGGAUGGUGGUGGACAGAUGUGGCUGUUCUUAGGCUGCAGGGGAGACACACACUUGUGUACAGCCACCAUCGCAUCAAACCACCCAAAACCCUUACGGAGCUCUCCCCUGGCACCAGAACCCACUCCUCUGCACCAGAUUUCACUUUUGCUCAGUCACAAAAUCAUCCCACUGGGUUUCCAUUUUUCCAGUAAUUAAAUUGAUUCUUACUGUAAAAAAAAAAGAAGUUAUAAAUGAAAGAUGAAUCAAAAAAGGACUGAGUGAUGGAAAUACAGUACAUUAUGAAUGAUUUAAAGAGGUUGUCCUUGUGGAGGAGCUUCAAAAAAAAAAAAACGAUAAAUGAGACAAAAGUAUGUUAUAGAGUUUGUGCUAGUUUUGUGGGUUUUUCAAGUCUUUUUUUGUUUGUUUUUUUAAAAGGCAUCUUUGUGAAACGUCCAGGUUAGUGGAUUGAGAUGACAGGAGACAUAAGCAUUUACAAUAUUUUUUUAAAGCAGUCCUAAGGUGAGUUUGGAAAAACGUAAUUUUACAGAUGUGCUUACUUACGGGUGAGAUUUGAUUCACAAAAAAUGUUUGCAAGGGGGGCAUGAUCAGAAUUAUUCUGCAAUCUAUCACUUUAACAAAAAGAACUAAAUCCAUGCUAAUGUGAGGAGGGUUUACUGUUAGAAAUACUCUUAGUAUAAAUCCAAAAUGUUGUUUACAGAUGUUAGAGAUGUGUUCUCGAGAUGUAAAGUGUUGAGGAGAUCCAAAACCAAACCUAUACCCUCUAUUAAUGUAUAACACCCCGGUGUGACAUUCUCGAGUAUCUACGAAACCUUUCACAGUUACUUUGAUCUUUUUUUAUUUGCAGUCUUGUAAAACUCAAAAAGGAAAAGGGAAAGAAAAGGUUCUACUCUUUUAAAGCGGACAAGUAAAACCUGUGUAGCUAUUUCUGCCAUUCUGCAAGAGUAGAUAAGACAGAUUUAGGUUUCACUUCCACACUAAAGUCUAAAAAAACUAAGUACUGUAAUGUAGACGCACUCUAAAGGCAUUCGGCACUGCCUGGUUGAGGAGGAGGAGGAGCAGGAUCCUGCAGGAUGACAAGAACCCGACACAUUUUCUUUCUUCUGCGUGACAAAAGGAAAAUACAGUCUAACACCUUCAACUUUUGCAUUAAAUAACAAGUAAAUGCACUGUUUCAUAACUUGAAGAGGCCUGGGACUGAGCAUGUAACGAACAUAAAGCAAAAAACCUGACAGAAAUGCUCAAAUGUUCACCCUGCUGUGAAUUAUUGAGCUGAAAAUAGCAAACAGGAUUACAGUAUUAUGACUAGAAGUUUACACACACACACACACACACACACACAGCAUGUACAGCAUGUGUGUUAAAAAUACACUUUAAUUUAGAAAGAGCAGCAGCUUCAUUACUCACGUUGAGCCAGUUCACUCACUUCUUCUCGAUACUAGUUUCAGAAAAAGGAAAAUAAAAAUGCAAAUCCUUUAACUGCAGUACUGUACUCAGAAAUAAUAGCUUUUUAUAAAUCACAACAAACCACAUAACAAGCAAAUCAGAGAAUGUAACUCAACCAGUGACUUUAGCUUGUAUUUGAUUGCGUUUUGAAAUGCCCCCGUCCACCUCCACCUCAACUGUAUCGUCAUUAUCAUGAGAUAUUGUUAGUGCUUGAACACAGAGUAGAUUAGUAACGCUUGAAGUCUGUCUUUGUCUCCUGGAUGUCAAAGCAAAGAUAUCCUUUUGUUGUAAACGAAAGCACUAUGCUGUUGGAUAAAGGAAGAGCCUUCUGACAUUAUAUAUAAAUGAUAUAUGUAUAUAUUUAAAAAAGGGGUACAAAAACCUUUUUUUGGGGCACUCUACCUUACCAACAAUAAAUUUUGCACUAUGGGACGUUCAUGGCGUGAGGAGGUAAAGUGUUGUUUGUGUUUCGCCAAGCACAAAAGAGCUUGUACAGUAUAGGUUAAAGAAGAAAAAACUAUUCAAGCUUCUGGUGAUAAACCAUGAACUAGAGAGGUUAUCACUUCUUUUUGAUACCAUCACGCUUUCCUGACUCUUGUCUGAAGCGGGGGCCUGUCCAUACACUCACACACUUUUAUCCAAUCUGGAACCUGGACGUACUGUACCAGCGGCCUGAAAGGCCUCCUGCCCACUUUGGGUGAUAAGUCAUGUGUAUAAUAAGUGUCUGGAUCAAUGAACAUAGAAUGCUUUAACUGGAAAUGGCCCGCCCACCAACUUUAAUCUGUUACCAUGUUAGAGAGACUACGUCCUUUUGACUUAAAGGGACAGUUCACCCCAAGUUCAAAAAUACAUAUUUUUCCUCUUACCUGUAGCAUUCUUUAUCAGUCUGGAUUGUGUUGGUGUGAGUUGCAGAGUGUUGGAGAUAUCAGCCAUAGGGAUGUCUGCAAUCUCUCGAAUCGGCGCCAACAAAAAUAUAUUUAAAAAACAAAAAAGUAAUUUCUCUUUCCAGAAAUUAUGACUUAAGAUCAUCCACAGACCUUGUUGUGAACUUUUUUCUUUCCAAUGUUAGAGCUGGGGCUCUUAAAGCCUCCCACACUCUGCCCUGGUUCUUUUGUUCUAGACCUGGUUCUUACAAAAGGCUCAAAACAACUGAAUAGAGUUUACCAUGUAUUGAAAGAAUAAUAGCCAAAUGCAAUGAGCAGCGCUGGACUCUGCUGUGUCCACGCUGGGAUCACAAGUCAGAGUGCCAAAACGUUCUUCAAUUCACAGUUUUCUUCUGGGUGUGGGACCCACCCCGACAGUAGGUUGGACUUUAUCACAAUUGGUCAAUUUUGGAUGGUGACACAGUAGCCAACCCAUACUGGACACCUUGUGAUAACACCCGCUAACUGUAUCCCUGCUCAGAAGGAAGCGUGCACCUUCUCAUGGACAAGAGACUCCUUCUCAUGACAGCACAAGAUGUAAACAUUAAUGUCAUCCUCCCUGCCGGAGCUGAAAUGGAAUCUUGCUUUAGUUUAGCUUCUUCUGUGUUUAAAACAACCCCAUAUGUCGUUGUGUGUACAGCAGUUUUUUACAAACCAUGUUAAGUUUAUUGUGAGCAGUGACCUCUAGUGGCUGUAGCAAUUAAAACAAGGUGGAAGUGAAGAUAUGGAGUAUAAAGAACGCCAAGGUACACUUUGGGAAGGCGGGAGGGGUGGUGCUUGAGUCAAACAAAGACUGGUGUUUGUGUCCCAGUCAAACCAAAAGUCAACAUUUUAUGGGUUUAACCUCCAUGCAAAGCUACAUCACAUUUUACGUCAUGUGUUUGUAGCCUAUUUAACUACCACAACUUCCCUAAAUACUUAACAUCUGGCAGUAGUUAAUUUUGGUAAAACUAUGUUUUCCUACACAUGAGAGAGUAGUUUUCCUGCCUAAAUCUAAGCAACAGGAGACCAUGUGACGACAUUAAUCGGGUGUUUUAAAAUAGCAGCAGGAUGCGUUGAUCUCCUAAUUUAGGAAACACUCCUGGUGGUCGUAUUAGAGGGUGGGAACAAACAAUGUAUGUGGUCCAGUGGUUAGUAACAGGGUUUUGAUUUCUGGAAAGAGACAAUGCUGUUGAAUUUUUCAGAUGUAUUUUUUGGCAAGUGCCUUCUAGCUCCAUUAUAUGUGAGAGAAGGCAGACCUCUCUACAGCUGAUAUCUCCAACAACUGGCAACUCACACCAAAACAAUCAAGACUGAUAAAUAAAGCUAUGGGUAAGAGAAAAAAAUAUGUAUUUUUGAUUCAAGGGUGAACUGUCCCUUCAAACAAUGUGUCGACUGACAUGUUUUUGCCUUUGUGUGUAUUUUAAGUGAAAGCACCCAUGUAAGAAUGGGAGGAGUAUCCAGGGAUUGUUAGCCAAAGUAGAGGAUGACAUGUGUGCUGUAACUUUUGUGAUCGCAGGAAUAUGCUAGAACAUUUCAAAGGGAGGAAAAAGCUGGUUUAGGGGCAGUGGUUGGAAAUAAUUCAACUGGUCAAUUGUCUAUUUAUUAAUAUUAAUUACAAUGCAUUUCAAAGUCUGUCUACCUCACUUUAGCCUCCUAAAAACCUUGCUUUUUUUAAUUUGUCAUCGAUUAAUCUGUGCAAACAUUUAACCCAUAAGAACCCCCUCCCCCCCCAAAAAAAAAAAUGUAGAUGAAAACCACAGGGUCCCCUUGCUCUCAGGUUCAGAUUGAGUUAUUGACAGAGUGACUGAUGGUAGCGGCUCUGGUAAUGUGUGGUCAAAAGAAAUAAUUAGCUGUGCCCACAUCUAUGGCUUGUUGAGAAGUUGCAUUUUGAAUUUUAGUGUUUGUAUACUGGUAUGUGUGAGAGUGUUUUCAUAUAAAUAUAUGAGAGUAAGAAAUCUCUAUGUAAAUACCUACCCAAAUGUUGACAUUUAUGAUGUUUUGGACAGGUUCGCCGCUUCUAAUGUUUUUCUCACUUUCCCCCAUCAUUCCUCCAUUCUUUGUGUAGUUUUUUUUUUUUUUUUAAAUCACCCCAACUUUGUAGUUUAAUGGUUGUGCAUAUGAAUAACUGUUCAAUUGUUAUUUUUGCCUUUUGUUGUUUAUUUACUGUCAUUUUUCUUUUGUACAAUAAAUCAUUUAUUUAGCUUA